AUGUAUGCGGACUGUGGUCUGGAGUACGACCCCUCCAACCCAGCCUCAACACUCCACAGCCAAGCCCACCCUUCCCACAACCCAUUCUUCUUCGGCCAGCCAGACGACAAGCUAGAGCCGUACCAGAUGAAACACGACGACUCCGUCAAGUGGGUCUAUCGCCCCUCCACCCUCACUGCCGCCGCCAUCGGAACCUCCGUCCUCGCCAUUCUAGCCUACAACUCCCACAUCUUCCCCAGUUCAUUUCGAUCUCAUCUCGGCGUGAUCUCUGGCGUCACCGUCUUCCUGGUCUUCUGUAUGCUCAACUUUCGGGACGGCCCUUUCCGGAGACCCCAUCCAGCGUUCUGGCGGAUAGUUCUGGGACUCAACCUGCUCUACUUCAUGCUGCUUUCGUUCCUCUACUGGACCGACAAAUCCACAGCCCGGGAGCUCAUCCGAUACUUCGAUCCAUCCCUGGGCGUCCCCCUGCCGGAGAAAAGUUACGCCGAGAACUGCGAGUUUACGCCCCAGAACGUCUGGCAAGGCGUCGACAUCUUCUGUCUUGCACAUAGUCUCGGCUGGUUUGCCAAGGCCGUCGUGCUCAGAGACCAUUGGUUUUGUUGGAUCUUGAGCGUCGGCUUCGAGGUCAUGGAAUACUCGCUCCAGCACCAUCUACCGAACUUUGCCGAAUGUUGGUGGGACCAUUGGAUCCUCGACGUAUUGAUUUGCAAUUGGGGCGGAUUGUGGCUUGGGAUGAAGACGUGCGAGUGGCUGCGGGUCAGGCCCUUCUCCUGGCGCGGACUCCGGCCGGUGGCAGUAGAAAAGAACCCGUCCGCGUCGCGUCGACGAGCCGCGAAGUAUGCCGCUCAACAGUUUACGCCGCAUGAUUGGACCGAAUUCCGGUGGGAAGGCACCAAGCGCUUCCGCAAUUACAUCUCCACCGUCGCCCUGCUCACCGUCUUUCUUCUCUCCGAACUCAACGUGUUUUAUUUGAAGUCGCUGCUGUGGCUGGCCCCCGAACAUCCGAUCGUCAUCCUGCGGCUGGCGGCCAUGUUCCUGUGGGCCUUGCCGGCCGUCCGAGAGUACUACGACUAUGCCACUUAUACCAAACGCGUUAAACGCAUGGGCUCGCAUGCUUGGCUUUCGAUGGCUACCGUAAUUUUGGAACUACUGAUUGUGAUAAAAUGGUCCAAGGGCGAAUUUGAAGAAUCGGUUAUGCCAGUUAAAGUCAAGAUCUUCUGGAGCUUGAUCCUGAUCCUAUUGGUCCUCUAUCCGGCCAUUAAAUUCGGCCUGCCUACACUCAAACAUAAUCACCUCAAACAUCCUUCCUCUUCUAAAAAAGCUAGUCGCUCGCGGUAG
Molecule: messenger RNA, 1338 nt
Organism: Puccinia triticina
Lineage: Eukaryota; Fungi; Basidiomycota; Pucciniomycetes; Pucciniales; Pucciniaceae
Exons: 11
Coding region: 1-1338 (445 amino acids)
Biological process (GO): phosphatidylserine biosynthetic process
Molecular function (GO): L-serine-phosphatidylethanolamine phosphatidyltransferase activity
Source: RefSeq, a predicted model, not a curated record